CGGCACACUUAGCUCUGCUGCAGACCAUACACAGCAUACAGUGAUGGAGAAAGCUAUUUCUGGCUGCUUUUUCCAGCAAAUGUAUUCUUCCCUGACUAGUAUUUCUAUGGAGAGAGACCACAUGAAAGAUCUCAGAAGAUACCUGGUACUUAAAUAUAUCCAAUACCUUGUCCUGUCUUCUUCAAAUGCUGUCAGCACCCUUCUGGGCUUGCUGGGCAGCUUGUACGUGACAAUCAUCCUGCAGUCUGCAAAGGUUUCAUCCAAGUCCACCACAGUUCUCAUCGCGAGUCUAGCAAAAGCAGACAUCCUGGUUUCUGUUAGUGUUGCUGCUGAAAUGGUCGCGUGGACCUUUGAUGUUGCUAUCUCAUCUCCAGCAUUCGCCUCGGCCCUGCUGCAGAACCUGCUCACUGCAAACGCACACAUCAGCGCCUUGCUGCUGAGCUGCGUUGCCCUCGAAGCUUACUUGAUCACCUUCUUCCCCACAGAGUCUCGCCAUCUGCGGACAGUGAAAAAUGCCCGACGGACUUCCAGGAUCAUCUGGCUCUUGGUAGCCGCCGAGUGCAUCCUGUUCCAGACAGAUGACCUCCUGAAGGCCGGCAGCUCUCCUGCUCCCGUCUGCAGCCUCUUGGUGUUUCAUUUCUCCAGCAGGGCCGCAGCCCUUCUCAGGUCCCUCAGUUACUUCCUGGGCAUUCUUCUAAGGAUUGUCAACGUGUACUUCUACUACAAAAUAUUUUUCAGCAUGUCCAACAGAUCUACACUAAAAACAAAGUAGUGCAUAUUGCCAGAGAAGGCAGUGCUGUGACACCAAACAGAAGACACUUCAAUGCAAGCUCCAGGUAUUGGUUUGAAAACCAUUUUGCUGUGUUUGUGCUAGCAGCCUGAGCACAACGCGGUCCCGCUUUGCAUGUUCUCAAUCUAGAGUUUGUUCACUGUGCAGGUGAAACAAACGACAUUUCAUUCAGGGUUGGGAGAAGUGAAAAAAUCCAAGUAUUUUUAUAUAAAAAGGGUGCUUAGAGGCUUACUCAGGGAUCUGUUGAGCCAAGAGCUGUAUAAUUGUACACUAAGGACAUUGCCUAUGUCCUAAAAUCUUGCUAACCCAGGUGAACCACUGGGACCAGCAGGUAGGAUCAAAAGACAAGGCGAGCCCCAAGCUGAGCUCAUGGGCUGGUCCCAUGGCCAGCAUCAGCCCCGCCACGAGAGUUCGCAGGACAGAGCGAGGCAGAGCUGCCACCUUGGUGUGCCCAUGGAGCUGCUCCUGGGAGGUGACCACAGCAGGGUAGUGUCUGGCACAUCCCCAGCCAGAAAUGCCAGAAUGCAACCGUUUGCUGCAGCCCUACAACUGGAGAGAGGGCUUGAGAAAAACCCUGUGCUGAGUACUCCGUGUCCUGUACCCGGAGGGAGCUGGGAUUUUGGUGGCUGUGGUUUCCGAGGCAGAGAAGGACACACAGGGGUUAGCAGAGGUGUUCCAGGCGCCUUGGGGGUGCGGAAGAGCAGGGCCAUGGGUGCUCCUCUGACCACGCUGAAGCUCAGGUGGAUGUGUGACAGAGCUGCUACCCGGCUGUGGUGAUUCCUGGGGUCCCCUCGAGGCACUGGGAGGUUAUCAGCGAACAUAAAGUACCCCAGCUACCUCGGAUGCUCCCUGACGCACAAAAGCACACAGCUAUGUCCUCCUGCACUGUGUGGGAGACGGCCUCCAGCUUCAGAAAGGUUUUAAAUCAUCUGAGAACGCCUCCCGGUGUUGCCUUGCCUUCAGUAUCUAUGCCUCAGUUUCCUCGUCUGUGUGGCGGGGAUGGGGAUAACUGCAUUUUGUCCCCCCUCAAGGGGGCCGAGAGAUUAAACUUCUGCGGCAUGUUCUGCAACCCAGGGAUCAUAAAAGAUGGAAAGAAAAGCGAAAUAAGCCCAAAUUAACGUAUUAAUAGCCCAAAUGCUGCAUAGAGCCUCCCUCUGCCAUGUUUCCAGACAUUCACCUUGCCAGCUUGAACACAGCAGUAAAACUCUGCCUACCUGAGAAGGAAAAGACUGUGGGGCACAAAGCCCAAGUGCAAUGGAUUUUGGUUCCAAGCUGCCCCCCUCCAGGCUGUGUUAGGUCCUCACACGCAAACCUGUACCCGUGAGUACCUGACGUGCCCCACUAGCACCAGCUCCUGGGCAAUUAGACCGUUAGGGCUGAAAACUGGAUCUGUGGGCACUUGUCUGAGUGGCCUGUGAUCCAAGGCGACAGGAGGCCCAGGAGCUGUCAAUUAGAGAUGAGACUUCAGAGAGACAAAGCAAGCAGCGAGUGCGGAGGAGUUUCCUGCUCUGCUCCUCUCACCAGCUAGUUUCUAAAUUUCGCAAUCACACUCUUUGUACUUGGUCUCAGAAUUUUUUUUUUUUCCCCCCUCCUUCACCACAAUAAACUUGAUCCUCCCUGCUUCCUUUCCUCCUUCUCUUUGCGUUUCUUCACGAUCCUUGUUACACUCCCUGAGAAAGGGCUGGAUCAUUGCUUCUACGUCAACAAUCAAACAGUAAUAAUGUGGAUGCACUUGGCUGGCUCUAAGAGGCGAAAGCACUGAGCUCUUACCUACAACUGCUGAAAUCUUUUAAAAUUGUCUAAUCAGUUUGGCUGCAGUAACAGAUUAAAAAAAAAAUAGAAGAAGAAAAAAAAGAUGAAUAUUUUUAUUAUGGAAAUUCAAAGAAGUUUGCUGUGUACGUGCAGUUAUUUAUGAUAAAUAUUGGUGGUGUCAGAGCUCCUGUCUGCAGAGAUGUGGACAAUGCAGGGCCAGAAGAGAGUGAAGAGUGCCUGACAUGUUUCUCAGAGGGCUCAGAGGAAGCACUGCUGAGGGCUGGGUAUCGAGCAAAAGCAGAACAGAAACAUAAUCAAGUCACUUAAAAAACUUUGAUGCAAUCCCUUAAACUAGGAUGUUGCCCAACAAAGCCGAUUUCUUCCACAAGAAGGACAUAUUAAUAAUUAGAGGUACUGUGACGUGUUUGUAUUUUGAAAGCCUGAAGUACUACUUUCAUGAGAAACUAAAUGCUACCUGAAGUGCCGUAAUAAAUAAAGUUCUGUUUGUUAAAGC
This is a messenger RNA of Cygnus atratus (black swan), 3056 nucleotides long. RefSeq names its product G-protein coupled receptor 183-B-like. Gene Ontology annotation, molecular function: corazonin receptor activity. The transcript has 2 exons. Gene Ontology annotation, cellular component: membrane. Gene Ontology annotation, biological process: neuropeptide signaling pathway. The record is from RefSeq and is a predicted model, not a curated record. Lineage: Eukaryota; Metazoa; Chordata; Aves; Anseriformes; Anatidae. Bases 44 to 772 code for a protein of 242 amino acids.